CCCAGUCGGCAACGGCCACCGGAAGUGCUCAGUAAACCUACACUGAAGCUGCUGCCUGCAAAAGUGCGUCACAUCGCAGAGCUGCAGGGAAUAAACGCCAGAGCCCAACGCGCAUUUAUUUCGUCUUAUUUUUUUGGGAAAUCUAACGUGUUUGUGGCACAAUGGUGAAGAUCGCUUUCAACCCGGCUCUGGCGCAGAAAGCUCUCGUCAAGGAGCCUGCGGUGAAGGACCCCGAGCUCGCCACUGCUCCGACGGGCAUGGCAGGCUCCACGGGUCGUUGUUUGGUCACACUUCUGGGCAUCGCCUUCAUCCUCAGUGGACUCAUCGUGGGGGGAGCAUGUCUCUAUCGAUAUUUCACUCCCAAGAGGCUGUAUCACGGCGCCAUGCAGUUCAGCGACAUGUCAACCGUUGGUGAUACAGAAAGACAGCCUUACUAUCUCCCACUGGUGGAGGAAGAGGUGGAGAUUUCUGACAGCAUGGCCGUCAUCAGCGUCCCACCUCCCCGUUUCAGGCCCGGAGACCCUGCUUACAUCCUCCAUGACUUCAACAGGAAGCUUACCGCAUAUCUGGACUUGACUCUGAGGACCUGCUUUGUGAUUCCGCUGAACACAUCGGUGGUGCUGCCUCCUCAAGACCUCAUUGACCUCUUCUCACAGCUGAUGUCUGGCUCGUACCGCAGCUACCUGGUGCAAGAGGACCUUGUUGUAACGGAGCGCAUUGAUGACAUCAAGCCUCUGGGCCUCUACAUCCGCAGACUGUGCAGCGGCAAGGAAACCUACAGAAUGGAGCGCCGUGCCAGCCUACCAGGUCGAUUUAUGGAGAAGCGCUCUACAGAGGAGUGCUUCACCUUCCAUCACUUUGAAAACAAGUUUGUAACCGAGACCCGGAUCUGCAAGGCCUGAUGGGAGCGUGGUCCGAGUUUGAUGGCGAGAGCCUGAGUGACAGAGGCAGAGAGUUGGUGGGAGUAGGUGGCAGAGGAAACAACCUUCAGCUGAAAAGUUACAGAUGUAUUAAAGUGCAACUCCGGUUUUGAUUUGCAUUCCCUGCUUUAACCCUCAGUGAUAUGUGUUUUUAGCCUCCUCUGCUACAUUUCCUGAAAACUUUAUUGGUCUUAGCUUUCAACUAUUAACUGCUAGUGUUGUGCUAAAAAAAAAAAAAAAAAGAAAAAGAAAAAACCUGCAACCUCCAGUUAACCGAGGAUUUACAAAGUUUUUUUUUUCUUUUGUGUUGCUGUAGUUUCCUCCAAACUCCUCGUUAUGCUUCUGUAUUUCAACAUCUAUAUUACAGCAGACCUGUAUGUGUUGGCCUACAGCUUCACUGUAAGCACACAUGCAGAAAUAGUUGUAGGGCCGCUUUGUUUACUCAUGACAUGUACACUAUACUAUUGUGGGUUAUGUUUUGUUGUAGUACGAUAGCACCUUGGAAGUGUUAAAAGUUGCAGUCUUUACAUAGAAGCACAAAUCCAGAAAUCACUUCCCUAAAGUUUCUGCUGUCCCGCUGUAAUAUGUUUAUUUAAUGAUGUCAUCAGACGCUGAUGAACACUGUAGCUCUGUAUAGGACCUGUGAGUUUAACCCUUAUUUGUGUUAAAAAUCCUUAACCUUUGAGUAUAUAUUGUUUUGGGGAUCAUUUUAAUUCUUAUUUGUGUCAUAAAAUUGUUCUAAGAAAUUGGUUAUGAUCCAUGUUUUCCAAAUAUGUAAUUUGUUUUGGAUUUAUCAAAUAUAUUGCUUUAAAAGACAAACACACAUGCUUAUUGCAAUUGCCUUUGACUGUGACAGUAAGCGGUCUCGGUUAUUUUCAAUGGCGCCUGUCCAGAAAGACAAUCGAACGUGAAGCCUGCUUGGAAAUGUUUGCCCAUAUUUUUAACAGACUACAUGAUUAUUAGAUACACGUGGACAGCCACUUAACUGAUCUCACUUUGUUUGGUUAUUAAAGAUGAAUUUAAGUAAUGCA
Phyllopteryx taeniolatus (common seadragon) is the source of this 1951-nucleotide messenger RNA. RefSeq names its product integral membrane protein 2A-like. The coding region runs from base 162 to 902 and encodes 246 amino acids. The transcript has 6 exons. Gene Ontology annotation, biological process: negative regulation of amyloid precursor protein biosynthetic process. NCBI's taxonomy places the organism in Eukaryota, Metazoa, Chordata, Actinopteri, Syngnathiformes, Syngnathidae. Gene Ontology annotation, cellular component: Golgi apparatus; plasma membrane; extracellular exosome. Gene Ontology annotation, molecular function: amyloid-beta binding. The record is from RefSeq and is a predicted model, not a curated record.